AUGGAGGAGGAGGGCUUUGGGAAAAGGAAUGCUGGGGCAAAGGGGAGUCUGGAGCCCGUUGUUGGGGGCCCUGGAUGCCACGCUCAGGCACAAGCCUCCGGCCGUUCCUACCCGGCCAGCCCCAGUCCGCCGGGGCCCCAGGCCAGCCCGGUGCUGCCAAUCAGCUACCGCCUGUCCCACACGAGGCUGGCCUUCUUCCUGCGGGAGGCGCGGCCCCCGCCGCCCUCGGUGGCCAACGGCUCCCUGCAGCGCUCCGAGCCCUUCGUGGUGUUCCAGACCAAGGAGCUGCCUGUUCUCAACGUGACCCUGGGGCCCUUCAGCACCAGCCAGGUGGUGGCCCGGGAGCUCCUGCAGCCGUCCAGCACCCUGGACAUCCCCGAGCGCCUGACGGUCAGCUGGAAGGUGCGAGCCUUCAUCGUCCACCCCCGCGUGCCCGCCUCGCAGCCCGUGGCCCAGGUGCUGUUCUACGUGGCCGGCCGGGACUGGGAUGACUUCGGCGUCACCGAGCGGCUGCCCUGCGUCCGCCUGCACGCCUUCCGGGACGCGCGGGAGGUCAAGAGCUCCUGCCGCCUCAGCGGGGGUCUGGCCACCUGUCUUGUGCGGGCCGAGCUGCCCCUGGCCUGGUUCGGGCCCCCCGCCCCGGCCGCGCCGCCCACCUCCCGGCGCAAGUCCCCGGAUGGGCUGGAGCCCGAGGCGGCGGGGGAGAGUCAGCAAGCCGAGCUCUACUACACUCUUCACGCCCCGGAUGCGUCGGGAGGCUGCGGGGGCACCCGGAGGGGCGCCGGGCCUGGAGGAGGGGCCCGGGCCGAGAGCCCCACCCAGCACCCCCUGCUGCGCAUCGGGAGCAUCAGCCUGUUCCGCCCGCCCCCCAGGCGGACCCUGCAGGAGCACAGGCUGGACAGCAACCUGAUGAUCCGCCUGCCCGACCGGCCCCUCAAGCCCGGGGAGGUGCUUAGCAUCUUCCUCUACCUGGCCCCCAACUCCUCCUCUCCCUCCAGCCCCAGCGUGGAGCACUUCACUCUCAGGGUGAAAGCCAAGAAGGGUGUGACCCUUCUAGGAACCAAGUCCCGGAGUGGCCAGUGGCACGUGACUUCAGAGCUGCUGACUGGGGCAAAGCAUUCGACAGCCACCGUGGAUGUGUCCUGGGCCCAGGGCACGCCGCUGCCCCCCUGGGAGGGCCAGGGACCCCUGGAGAUCCUGCAGCUGGACUUUGAGAUGGAGAACUUCACCAGCCAGUCCGUCAAGCGGAGGAUCAUGUGGCACAUUGACUACCGCGGCCACGGCGCCCUGCCUGAUCUGGAGCGGGCCGUCACCGAGCUGACGGUCAUCCAGCGGGAUGUGCAGGCCAUCCUGCCCCUGGCCAUGGACACAGAGAUCAUCAACACAGCCAUCCUGACCGGCCGAACUGUGGCCAUCCCUGUCAAGGUCAUCGCCAUCGAGGUCACCGGCCUUGUCCUAGAUGUCUCCGCGCUGGUGGAAUGUGAGUCUGACAACGAGGACAUCAUCAAGGUAUCGAGCAGCUGUGACUACGUCUUUGUCAGCGGGAAGGAGUCUCGCGGUUCCAUGAACGCCAGGGUCACCUUCCGAUAUGACGUCCUCAAUGCCCCACUGGAAAUGACAGUCUGGGUGCCCAAGCUGCCCCUGCACAUUGAGCUCUCGGAUGCCCGCCUCAGCCAAGUGAAGGGCUGGAGGGUACCUAUCCUUCCUGACCGGAGGUCAGCCCGGGAAAGCGAGGACGAAGAGGAGGAGGAGGAGGAGCGGAGGCAGAGCGCCAGCCGCGGCUGCACCCUGCAGUACCAGCACGCCACCCUGCAGGUCUUCACCCAGUUCCACACCACCUCAUCCGAGGGCACCGACCAGGUGGUCACCAUGCUGGGCCCGGACUGGCUGGUGGAGGUCACCGACCUGGUCAGUGACUUCAUGCGGGUGGGUGACCCCCGAGUGGCACGCAUGGUGGACAGCAGCACGCUGGCCGGCCUGGAGCCGGGCACCACCCCCUUCAAGGUGGUGUCCCCACUGACAGAGUCCGUGCUCGGGGAGACACUCCUGACAGUGACAGAGGAGAAGGUCACCAUCACGCAACUGCAGGCCCAGGUGGUGGCCAGCCUUGCUCUCUCCCUGCGGCCCAGCCCUGGCAGCAGCCACACCAUCCUGGCCACCACGGCCGCCCAGCAGACCCUCAGCUUCCUCAAGCAGGAAGCCCUCCUGAGCCUCUGGCUCUCCUACAGCGAUGGCACCACGGCCCCUCUCUCCCUCUACAGCCCCCGGGACUACGGGCUGCUGGUGAGCAGUCUGGACGAGCGAGUGGCCACAGUGACCCAGGACCGGGCCUUCCCACUGGUGGUGGCUGAGGCCGAGGGGGCUGGGGAGCUGCUCCGGGCAGAGCUUACCAUUGCUGAGAGCUGCCAGAAAACCAAGCGCAAGAGUGUGCUGGCCACGACCCCUGUGGGCCUGCGGGUGCACUUUGGGCGGGAUGAGGAGGACCCCACCUACGACUACCCCGGCCCCAGCCAGCCAGGGCCCGGCGGGGGCGAGGACGAGGCCCGGGGCGCUGGCCCGCCGGGCACUGCGGCACCCCCACCCGAGGCUGCGGACCCUGGCACCACCAGCCCGGCCAUGCCGCCCACGGAAGAUUUCCUGCCGAUGCCCACCGGCUUCCUGCAGAUGCCGCGGGGGCUGACGGACCUGGAGAUCGGCAUGUACGCGCUGCUGGGCGUCUUCUGCCUCGCCAUCCUCGUCUUCCUCAUCAACUGCAUCGUCUUCGUGCUGCGCUACCGACACAAGCGCAUCCCACCCGAGGGCCAGACCAGCAUGGACCACUCUCACCACUGGGUGUUCCUGGGCAACGGGCAGCCGCUGCGGGUGCAGGGGGAGCUGUCUCCGCCCGCCAGCAACCCGAUGGAGACGGUGCCCGCCUGCUGCCAUGGUGACCACCACAGCAGCGGCAGCUCACAGACCAGCGUCCAGAGCCAGGUGCACGGGCGGGGUGACGGCUCCUCGGGCGGCUCGGCCCGGGACCAGGCCGAGGACCCCGCCAGCUCGCCCACGUCCAAGCGCAAGCGGGUCAAGUUUACCACCUUCACCACGCUGCCCUCGGAGGAGCUGGCCUAUGACUCGGUGCCCGCCGGUGAAGAGGAUGAGGAGGACGAAGAGGACCUGGGAUGGGGCUGCCCGGACGUGGCGGGCACCACGCGGCCCACUCCACCCGCUGACCUGCACAAUUACAUGCGCAGAAUCAAAGAGAUUGCGUAGAGGUGCCGUCCUCUCCCGCUUGGGUGGGCUCUGUGUGGCAUACAGCCGGGACCCUGCUCACGCCCCCUGUCGCGGGCCAGCUGGAGUGGAUUUUAUACUGUGGCCCCUGCAGCUUUGCUCCUCCCGCUGGUCCUUCCUGCUCACCUGGCAUCCUACCCUCCUCUGCCCCCAAAGGUGGAGGGCGCCCUCCUCCUGGAGCUUGCCAAGAGGAAAGCAAUCCCAGCCCUCAUUCUGCCCUUUCCAAACCCCUCCUGUCUUAGAUCACGCCCCCUGCCCCAAGACAGGGACAGGGAGCCAAGCUUGGGCCAAGGGACUAUACAAUGCCCCACCCCGCCCCCUAUGUCCCCUGUCUUCCCCUGAAAUAGGGGGCUUCUUCGGGGGGUCUUGUGUCACAAGCUGCACAAAGACUUUUCUCAAACCACUAUUCAGGGAUUUCUGUCCUGCAGGGUGGGGCAGGGGUGGUGGCAGCUGCCUGCCCUGCUAAGGAUCUUGCAAUGGACAAAAUAUCUAGGGGCAGGGGGCAUCUGUAGCACCUGCUGGCUUCUGGGUGCCCCCCAGUCCCUUCCCAAAACCUGGGAGCUGACUCUACAGAGGGGUCUGGGGCCAAGCCAGGCACCUUCCUGAGAUCUCAGGACUCCAUCCUCUGCCCCCAGGGCUGUGGGCAGGCCCUCAAGGGGGAGGAGCCCUCGGUCCACCCCAGAGCACUGUGGUCUGGGCGCCCAGGAACCCUGGGUGCCUCCUGCCCACCCCUCAGCAAGGUCAACACUACGCCUUAGCUCCUCCCCCUCCGCUGACCACGCCUUCCUCUCUGCAGGGGCAGCCACCCAUUCCCCCACCAGGCAGAACCCCGUGGGAGGGGGAGAGGGCACCAGGCAAGGCUGGGGGGGGGGGCCCUGGGAUGAGCAAGGCAGAAGGGAGCCGGCAUCUCCCCUACCCCAUCCCACAGCCACCCUUCUCUUGGGUUCUACCCACCACUGUGUCGGAUUUUUUUCUUAAAUAAAUGGAAGUGACCAGACUAGGGGCGGGGGCAGCAGCUCCCAGAGAACAGACAGUA
Messenger RNA from Phacochoerus africanus (Common warthog), 4306 nucleotides. It is a transcript of the gene TMEM132E, whose product is annotated as transmembrane protein 132E. The transcript is spliced from 10 exons. The record is from RefSeq and is a predicted model, not a curated record. The coding region runs from base 1 to 3252 and encodes 1083 amino acids. Lineage: Eukaryota; Metazoa; Chordata; Mammalia; Artiodactyla; Suidae.